Messenger RNA from Polistes canadensis, 7098 nucleotides. RefSeq names its product autism susceptibility gene 2 protein-like (gene tay). The record is from RefSeq and is a predicted model, not a curated record. Lineage: Eukaryota; Metazoa; Arthropoda; Insecta; Hymenoptera; Vespidae. The transcript is spliced from 16 exons. The coding region runs from base 2677 to 6708 and encodes 1343 amino acids.
GAGGAGACGAAAGAAGAAGGGUGGUGGUGGUGGUGGUGGUGUUGGUGUUGUUGUUGCUGCUCCUCCUCGUCAUCAUCAUCAUCAUCAUCAUCUUCAUAGUGUUACUAGUGAUACUAGUUACAUCAUUAUUACAUAUUCCAACAAUAACAACAACAACAACAAAUACUAUCAUCACCGCUGGAAUAAAAGGAACAACAACAACAACAAUUGCUGCAGAAAUUUUUACUGUGGUCUUAACAAUUGUUGUUGUUGUUGUUAUUAUUAUUAUUACAAUUAUUGUUAUUAUUGCUGCUGUUGGACAAUUGUUAGUUGAAAAAAGGUACGUCGUCGAAUACAACAACAACAACAACAACGACGAUUUAUCAAAAGAAGAACAACAGAAACAACGAGAAGGGGAGGAGGAGGAGGAGGAGGGUUAUCAAAAAGUUGAGGAACUGGCGAAGAAAAAAAAGAGGAAAGGUGGUGAGGAAGAAGAUAAAAGGAAAAGAUUUAAAAGGAGAAGAAUAAGAAUGAAAAUUAUACGAGUCAAGGUUGAUGACGAUGACGAUUACGACGAAUAAGUGGAAUUCGAUUAUGACAAGAAGGAUUAUUAUGAUGAUGAUGAUGAUGAUGAUGAUGAUGAUGAUGAUGAUGACGAAGAAGAUGAUGAUGACGAAGAAGAUGAUGACGAUGAUAACGACGACGAUAAUAAUUCCGAUGAUAAUGAUAAUUAUUAUUAUGGAUAAUAUUAUAACCGAGCAUUGGUUCAAUCGGUCGAUAAACAAAAUAUUACCGAUAAUAAUCAUCGAGGAUUGAUUACAUUUGUGAUAAAGAAAGAGGAUUUCUUCGUUGCAUUAUACAUCUAUCUAUCUUUCCUUCCAUCAUUCAUUCAUUCAUUCAUUCGUUGGGUCAACAUUUAACAAUAACGGUAAUAACCUAAAAAAAAAGAAACCAAGAAGCAGAAGAAGAAGAAAAUAUUAUUAAUAUAACAAUAAAAAUUAUAAUAAUAAUAAUAAUAGUAAUAGUGAUAAUAAUAAUAUUAGAAGACAGGACGAGAAAGAAGAAGGGACACGUCCCCGUCGGGUUUAACAAGGAGUCGUCGUACUCUGGGUGUGCGCGCGCGCGCACCUAUCAUCCAUCCAUCCAUCUAUCUAUCUAUCUAUCUAUCUAUCUAUCCAUUCGUGAGUGAUCGUAGUGGUGUUAGUAGUGGUGGUGAUGAAGAUGAUGAUAGUGUCGAUGACGAUGAUGAUGGUGUGGUGGUUAUGGAAAUGUCUGUGCUAGUAAUUGUCGUCUUCGUCUUGGUUUUGUUCUUGGUCUCUUCGUCUUCGUAGUAAAAUCAGCAAAAAAAGAAAAAAACAAGUAGAAGCAAAGAAAAACAAUCGUCAGGACAAUAUAAGAAUAGUGUGUGUGGUGUGUGUGUGUGUGUAUGUGCUCUAGUGGAUUGAUAAAUAAUAAUAAUAAUAAUAAUAAUAAUAAAUAGUAGUGUGGUAUAAAUAGGAAUAUUAAACAUAAAGGACAAAAUAUAUACAUACAAAUAUAUAUACUGUGUGUAUGUGUAUAUUUGUUACGUGCUCCUAAGAGUCCUGUCUCUUUAUCUCUAUCUAUCUUUUACGCACGCACACACAUACAAACAGAAAUUGCAAAAAAAUACUCCGUUGCAGCAGCAGUUUGUUGCAGCCUGUGCGUGCGUGCAUGCGUCUCGUGUACGCAACUUGUGCGUGUGUGCGCCUAUGUAUAUGUGUGUGUGUGUGAGCUGCACACACAUAUACUUGUACACUCUCUUAUACGUGCGUGGUUUCGCGUGUUUUCUCGACACGCACCGAACUCUUUCUAUCUACUGUUCUCUCUCUCUCUCUUUCUCUUUCUCUUUCUCUCUCUCUCUCUCUCUCUCUCUCUCUCUUUAACUCUAACUCUCACUCACUUACUCCCUCUCCCCUCUCUAUUUCUCUCUCUCUCUCUCUCUCUGGUCUUGCUGAGCAGCGCACGAUCGAUGUGACACACCGUGUGCCGCCAGUACGUCGCAUUCCGUACAAAAACUUUCGGCCAGCUUGUCGAACGGAAGGAAGAAAGGAAUAGGAAGGAAGGAAGGAAGGAAGGAAGGAAUAAAGGAAGGAAGGAAGGAAGGAAGGAAUAAAGGAAAGAAGGAAGAAAAGAGUUGGGUAGGCUUGCACGCGCGCGCGCAAGCAAGCAAGAAACCAAACGCCUGCUGAGAAACACGUCAGAGAGGAGAAAAUUCGUUAGAGUGUGUGGUGUAUUCCGAACCAGUGUUCUUUCUCCAUUCCCCACCUUCAUCCCUGCCCCUCUACCUCUACCUCUACCUCUCUCUCUCUCUCUCUCUCUCUCUUUUGCUCUCUUAAUCUAUCUAUCUUUUUCUAUUCCCAAUAUCUCGAGUUCGGAAUAUGCAAGUGAAUACUACUGGUCCCUACACUCAAAUCUCCGAUGGACGUCGAACAGUUAACAAUAUUUUCCAGGACAAUCCCCGUUUAGACGGGUUAUCUUGAACAUAACGUUAAAGGACAUCAAAACUGUUGUAUCUUUUAACGCAUUACUGUUGUCGUCCUCUCCCCAUCCACCCGCCCACCCCUUUGAAUAAUUUGUCAUCAUUGUCGUCGUAUUCGUAUACCUCCUCGUGCUCGGUGUUUAUCAUCACCGUCGCCGUCGGGGAGGAGACUAAAGCCACUGUGGUGGUGCCUCGGUAUGGAGAUCGAGGCGAAACAGAGGAAUCAACGGAAUCGGAGACGUGAACGAGCCCUGCGUAUGCUGGCGCAGAGGGAAAACAUUGUUAAUACUAAACAACAGCAACAGAGUCAACAGCAAGGACAACAACAACAGCAACAACAACAGCAUAGUCAACAACCAAAUCAACAGCAAGGGCAACAACAAACCGGUGGUGGUAGACAGAGACCACGUGACGACGAGGAGGACAGUCAUAGUGGAGAAGAAGAGGAUCCCAGUCCAGGUGGUGGUACUGGUGGUAUUGGUGGUGUUGGUGGUGGUGGUGUAGGUGGAGGUGUAGGUGGAGGUGGAGGUGUUGGUGGUGCUAGUGCUGUUGGCUGUGGUACCGGUGGUACUGGUGCUGGUAAUACAAUUGGAUUAUCUGGACUUGGUAUUAUACCAAGAAACUCCCAUUCUCGUGAAGGUGGACAUUCAAGGCCACCUAGGCCACCACGACCACCUAGACCUAGGAAAAAGUCUUGCCUAGCCGCUGCCGCAGCUGCCGCGGCAGCGGUCACCAAUAAUCAGAAGGAACCUCCCUUCGAGGAAGACAUCAUCGACGGUUUCGCGAUUCUCGCCUUCCGCACCUACGAUGAACUCGAGAGUGCAAUAAAGCUAGGUGGUAAAAAUAAUGUAAAGAAGUUGCAUACGUUGCUGUCGAUAGUUGACGAAAAACCAAAGCUGGAUACUGGACAAAACAAUAGGCACACCGAGCACCAUAUCAAAAAUCAUUUCAAGCACAACCAUUAUACACAUAAUUCCAUAUUGACACCAUCGACGCUCAACCAGGGUCUAGAUGCAGGUACAAGCGACGAUAGUGGUAGAGCGUCUGAACAAUUGCAUGGCCCUGGUAUACCUAGGGAUUGCCAGGACGCAGACAGUUCCAGGGACCAUCUCAGCGAUGCUAGCAGUCAUUGCAGUUCGGGUAAAGGUUAUAUCUGUGAUAGUGAAGGAGAAGACGAUAAGGGCUCGGAUGCAGAGUCGAUACUCUUUGAAUCUUCUACCCCACCACCCCUUGCACGUAAAUACGAGCUGCCAUCUUCUUCACCGCACGUGUUGCCUCCAACGAACGGAGCAGGAGGAUCUCCUCCGGACACGGGUGGACAAAUUUCCAACCCUGCAACGGAUGCACCGGCACCUAUACCACCACCAGUGCCAGCAUCUGCACCAGUUCCAACCGCACCGAGUCCUCCUAGCCCAACAUUACCCCCACACAUAUCCCAACCACCGAUGACUAGUCCACUGGCAGCCAAUCCUCGUGCAAUAGCUCCGCAGCAACGACCAGCCUCACCUGCUCUGCCACCACCUUCCUUAUCCCAACAACCUCAUACUACGAUACCUGCAUUGCAUCCACCUAAUGUGCCCCUCGUUUCAUCGAGCCAUACUACUAGUCCGGCGGUAGCUAAUUUAGGUGUAGCUCCAGCGGCACCAUCAAACGGUGCUGCUACUACAAGCUAUCCACCACCAAUACCCAUGGCCGCCUAUCCUCAAACGCAACCGUCUUAUCCACCGCUUUAUACACCGUAUACAGCUCUAAAUCAUAGUCCGUAUCUCCCACCUGCGGUACCAUCUCCUUCCCAUUCUGCUUCUUCGCGUACAGACGUGAGAGGAAGUAGAGCUUCUCCUUGUACUAACAUAAGUAAGCAGACUAUAGGAAAUAACAUCACGAGUCAUAAUAAUACUCCUUUGAGUGCUGCUACUACAACAUGCGUGUCUACGAUAACUAAUACAGUUACCACGGCGAAUACCAUAGCUCACAGAGAUAUGGUUGCCUGUAGUCUGUCUGGAAGAAAUAAUAAUAAUAAUUCUCCGCGUGGACAUAGUCCUAGUCGAGAAAGAGACAGUUAUAGUAGCAAUGUGAGUAGCCUAAGUAGGGGCAGCAUCACUCCCGUAAGUGUGCCAAACACGUCAUCUCCAGCAAAUUCUAGUCUAACUGCGUACACCAAACCACAAGGAUGGAUUGGUAGCAACACAACCUCACAGCUCUCUCCAGCAACAGCAACGUCUGUACCAAGGCCAACUCCACCACCCGUACCUCCACUUGGGAUUCAUACAUUUCCACCACCUAUGUUCGCAGCUCCUUUACCACCACCUGUUUCUAGUUCCAGUCCGCAUACUUCACUGCCUUCACUUCCUCCACCUACGACCAACCCCAACCCGUUUUCGGCAGAGUCACUUUUUCAAACAAGGGUGACUCAUGUUACAGGUCAAGCGGACCUGUUAAGGAGAGAGCUUGACAAUAGAUUUUUGGCGUCUCAAGAUAGGAAUGUCAACGUAGGGGUUGGAAAUUUGGGUCCACCGCCGUAUCUUAGAACGGAAAUGCAUCAUCAUCAACAUCAACAUACGCACGUGCAUCAGCACACGACGCCGUUGCUUCCACCAGCAGCGGCAACUACGUUGUUUCCUCCCCCAAUCGUAAGUUUGAAUUUCAAAGAUAUACCAAAACUUGGCGGAGUGGAUUCCCCCUUUUUUCGAGGUAAUUUAAACAUAUCUGGAUAUACCGGAUUCAACACGGGAAUACUUCAUCCUGGGAUUGGUCCUCCAUCAACACCUUUUGUACCUCCCAAUCAUUUAACAUCAUUUGCACCAAAGGUAAAAAAGAAGAACGGAAAAUGGAAUGCAAUGCAUGUACGCAUCGCAUGGGAAAUUUAUCAUUAUCAACAAAAGCAACAAGCCGAAACAAAAGCUGGAAGUGUUAACACCAAAACAGAAUUGUUAAGACCCCCAAGCCAUCUCUAUCCAGGAGGACCCGCAAGUGGUUUGGGAAUGUCUGCUCCUCCUAUGGCACCUCCAUUCCCAACUAAUAUGCCACCUGCGCAUCCUGCACCACCUCCACCUCAUCCCGUUGGUUUCCUAUCCACGCCAACUUCUCAUUUAGGAUCUGGAAUGUCACCAUUUGGAAGAUAUCCUUCAACGUUUGGAACGCCAAAUCCAAACUUUCCAGGUCUCUCGAGUUUUCCUCCAGCUAGAGAAAUGCCACCUUUGAGUGGCUUGAGUUCUGUUCACGAUCCAUGGAGAGGAUUGCAACGUGCAUCCACUGGCUUUCCACCAACCACAGUGUCAUGGGGGUUGAAACCGGAGCCGCCAGCGAUCGACAGAAGAGCCGAACUGGAGGAACGUGAACGUGAACGUGAACGUGAACGCGAACGUGAAAGAGAACGUGAACGGGAACGCGAACGUGAACGGGUACGUCGUGAGAGAGAACGUGAAAGGGAGGAACAACGGGAGAGAGAAAGACGCGAACGUGAAAAGGAAGAGAAAAGAAAGCAGCAGGAAGCUGCUGAAAGAGAACGCGAAAGACGAGACAAGGAGCGCCGUGAAAUGGAAAGGCGCGAGUUAGAAAGAGAAAGGUUGUCACAUCAAAAUCGUCAGCACGUAUUAGUUGGUAGGGAACGUUCACCUUUGAGAAACGGUUCGGCACCGUUGGACGCUGGUGAAGUAAGAGUUAAAGAAGAACCGCGUAGCAAGGAUGACGAAGUAGUGAUGCUCCCAAGGCCAUCAGGUCCUGGUCCAGGUGGUACGUCAGGUACUGGUCCUGGACCAAAUCCACUGCCUGAUCCAAGAUACCAUCAUCCGCAUCCUCACACAUAUUUAACGAGGCAUCCGCACAGUAUGCCAGGACCGCAUUCAAUGCCACGAAGUAUGCUUCCAGGCUUAGGUGCACAUCCGAUGCAACAUUUCCCACCACCGUCUGCGGCGCCAGGUCAACCAGGUGCUCCUUGGCCUGCCGAUCCCUUUAGGGAUUACAGAUACGAUCCUCUUCAACAAUUACGGUAUAAUCCUCUAAUGGCUGCCUUCAGAGCCGAAGAGGAAGAACGUGCUAAACUUUACGCCGGAUAUCCACCGGGCCCAGUUAAUUCAUUAAGAGGCAAAGAUCCUAGUCCUGGACCAUUAAGUAAUUUACAUAUGCACCAUAGGGCAGGUCCUGGGCCGGGUGUACAAGCUAGACAACUCGAGCCUACAUUAAUGCACGCAGACAUACACAAAAAAGAGGACGCCUCGCAAUCCCGAUGAUACAUCCUCCCUACGUCCUCAGCUUCUGCUGCAAGUGAACGCAGCACCGAUGCCAACAUCAUCAACAUUACCAACACCAACAACAAUUUUUGAACAAUUCGUGUUAUAUCAAACACUAUCUUCUAUAUAUACUUUUUCUCUCUUCUUAAUUAAUUAAUUACUUACUUACUUAUUUACUUAUACAUAUUUACUUAUUUACACAUCAUAUCGUGUCAUCCAUCAAUUCGGUAAUCGGUGCUGAGAUAUUUUGCUAACGGAGAUAAAUAAAUGGGGCGUUUAUUAUAUUUAAAUAUAAUAUAACACACGGAGAUGGAUAUUAGAAAACAACUUAAAAAAGAAAAAGAAAAAAAAAACAAGAGAACAUCAAGAAGGAAAAAAUAUAAGGGGAAA